GGUGGUUGGUGUGACAGAGGAAGAUACAGAGGACAGGGUGAGAUGGAAACGAUUGAUCUGCUGUGGCGACCCCUAACGGGAACAGCCGAAAGACAAAGAAGAUUAUUAGCAUGUUCUGCCAGUUCACUUGGAUUCAGGGUUUCACAUGUGAUCCUGAAGGUCGCAGUUAACAGCUUCCGGUACGUCAGGAAUGUAACUUUUAUUUUGAAAGUCACAGCGUCGUUCUGCACCCGUUAACUGUCGUCAACUUUAUCUAGGAAGUGCACGAUGUGGACCUUUGGCUUUUUGCUGUCUGUCGCUGCUGUGCGUCAGAAGCUGUUCCAUUUAUGAAUAACUGGAUACAAAAUUGUGAAAAUUAAAAAUGGACCAGCACGUUGAUCAUCAAACAGAAAACGGAGGUGUGUUAGAAGCAGCAGCUCCUCGAAGGAGGAUGUCCAGACAGCAGAUCCUCACAUUAAUAUCUGUGGCUUCUGUCAACUUCAGCUCCAUGAUCUGUUACUCAAUCUUAGGACCAUUUUUCCCCAAUGAGGCAGUAAAGAAAGGAGCCAACCAGACGGUCGUUGGACUCAUAUUUGGCUGCUUCGCUGUCUGCAAUUUAAUUGGUUCAUUGAUACUAGGAAAAUAUAUUGUCCAUAUUGGUGCAAAGUUGAUGCUUGUUACAGGCCUGUUUAUGUCAUCAAUCUGCACCAUUCUUUUUGGGUUACUUGAUCGGGCUCCUGCAGGAGCCGCGUUCAUCGUUCUCUGCUUUGUGGUCAGAUCCAUCGAUGCCGUGGGCUUUGCAGCUGCGAUGACCUCCUCGUUUGCCAUCACAGCAAAAAUAUUCCCAGACAACGUUGCAACUGUUUUCGGAAGUUUAGAGAUUUUCACAGGACUCGGGCUGAUCCUGGGGCCGCCGGUCGGAGGCUGGUUCUACCAGUCGUUUGGAUAUGAGGUCCCGUUUCUGAUUCUUGGGUGUUUCCUGUUGAUAAUGGUUCCUUUCAACCUUUACGUUCUACCGAGCAUCGAAGCAGAUCCCUCAAAAGAUUCCUUCUUUAGGCUUCUGACCCACCUGAAAAUAGUGCUCAUCUGUUUUGUGGUCUUCACACUAAGUGCAGGAUUGGGCUUCAUAGAUGCCACUUUGUCCCUGUUUGCCAUUGCAAAGUUUAGCCUGUCCCCCGGCUACGUAGGACUCAUCAUGAUUGGUCUAUCCAUACCUUAUUGCCUGGCAUCACCGCUAAUUGGGUUUUUUACAGAUAAAUAUCCGGCCACCAGGCCGUGGUUCAUGGUGUGUGGAGGCUUCGCCACAGCCGCCAGCUUCUGUCUGCUUGGACCCGCCCCCUUUCUGCACAUCCCGAGUCUCUUGUGGUUGGUGGUCGUCAUGCUUGGCGUAAUUGGAUUUUCACUUGGCGUGACUGGAAUCCCCACCUUCCCAGAGAUAAUCUCCUGUGCAUAUGAACAUGGAUUUGAAGAAGGUCUCAGUACUCUUGGAAUGGUAUCUGGACUGUUUGGGGCAGUUUGGUCUUUGGGGAUGUUUUAUGGGCCAAUCGUCGGUGGCCUUAUCACCCAAAACCUGAGCUUUGAGUGGGCGUCUACAGUUCAAGGAAGCCUCUGCGGUUUAGCUGCGCUGCUCCUCACUUUGUAUUAUCUCUGUCAAAGACUCACACCACAACGUGUUCAUGAGAAUGGAGGCAGAUGUGUAGAUGAAAGCACUCCUCUCCUGGAUGACUGAGAGCCUUGUCUGAGCAGCGACAUGUCGAGGGCCUCCGGACUGGAAACAACUUAAUCCUAGUGUUGUAGUCUUUAAGUGCAAUAAAUCAGACAUUAUCAUUUUCGAUUAGUUGCUGAUAAUUUGUGAAGUCAGAACCUGAUCUGCUCAGAGUUGCUACAGGAGCAGAUGUUUUACACUGGAUGGCCUUUCUGACUCUAGUUCGACAUGGAGAAAGAAACAUGCAGCUCCUGGGUUUCCUAAGCGGUCUACCACCCAAAUAGUACUCAGGACCCACUGUGCUUAACUUCUGAGACCUGACAGGAUCAGGUGUGUGUUAACUCUGGAGAUCAGACUUAACUGUCAGAAAAGGACUGAAAAUUACACUAAUCUUAUAGUCCACAUCAAAGUCAAAGUACCUGUCUUUCUGUUCACUGUAUGUUUUGCUCUAGUUUCUGUGACUAGCUUACAUGACUUCAUGUUGAAGUCAUGUCAUGGAAGAAAAAUAAUCAUUACACUCUAUUUGAAGUGAAAUUUUCUGCGUACCACUGUGAAAUAGAAACACCACAUCCAGUAA
Messenger RNA from Thalassophryne amazonica, 2261 nucleotides. It is a transcript of the gene slc18b1, whose product is annotated as solute carrier family 18 member B1. The record is from RefSeq and is a predicted model, not a curated record. NCBI's taxonomy places the organism in Eukaryota, Metazoa, Chordata, Actinopteri, Batrachoidiformes, Batrachoididae. Bases 362 to 1708 code for a protein of 448 amino acids. Gene Ontology annotation, biological process: transmembrane transport. Gene Ontology annotation, molecular function: transmembrane transporter activity. The transcript has 14 exons.